Dermochelys coriacea (leatherback sea turtle) is the source of this 2142-nucleotide messenger RNA. Its product is annotated as paired box protein Pax-6-like. Lineage: Eukaryota; Metazoa; Chordata; Testudines; Dermochelyidae. The transcript has 9 exons. The record is from RefSeq and is a predicted model, not a curated record. Gene Ontology annotation, molecular function: DNA-binding transcription factor activity, RNA polymerase II-specific; RNA polymerase II cis-regulatory region sequence-specific DNA binding. Gene Ontology annotation, biological process: anatomical structure development; regulation of transcription by RNA polymerase II. Bases 607 to 1449 code for a protein of 280 amino acids.
AGCCAGGGAGGCUCAGAGAGGUGUGGAGCUGGUACAAUGGGGGGCUAGAGGCUGCCCAUGAGGGGACCCUGACUUUGUCCAGGAUCGUAGGCAAGGCAGGUGGACAGUGCUCGCGGCUUUAGUACCCUCGGACCGACCCAGUACCGGCACCGACCCGAUCCCACCGGCACCGACCCGGAACCGGCACCGACCCGAUCCCACCGGUACUGACCUGAUACUGGCACCGACCCGGAACCGGCACCGACCCGAUCCCACCGGUACUGACCUGAUACUGGCACCGACCCGAUCCCACCGGCACCGACCCGGAACCGGCACCGACCCGAUCCCACUGGUACUGACCUGAUACUGGCACCGACCCGGAACCGGCACCGACCCGAUCCCACCGGUACUGACCUGAUACUGGCACCGACCCGAUCCCACCGGCACCGACCCGGAACCGGCACCGACCCGAUCCCACCAGUACCAAACCAAUAACUGACACCAAUCCCACCGGGAUCCACACACCAGAGCCAGACAGGAUCCAAGGCCCCCGGAACGGCUGCUGCCCCAAGUCCCCUGCCUAGGGGGUGACCCCCUGGCCGCCCCCCGCCGCCCCGGCGCCGGUCCAUGGGGGCAGAUGGAAUGUAUGAGAAGAUCAAGAUGCUGAACAUUCAGAGCACGGGCUGGGGCGGGCGGCAGGAUUGGUACCCAGAUGGGCUGGUCCCCGGGCAGCCCAACCCAGACAGCUGCCAGCAGCUGGAGGGUGGGCUGGAGCCCGAGCCCCUGCCCGGGGCCAGUGCCGACGACCCGGACGACUCGCAGCUCCGGCUGCAGCUGAAACGCAAACUGCAAAGGAACCGAACGUCCUUCAGCCAGGAGCAGAUCGAGGCCCUGGAGAAAGAGUUUGAGCGCACUCACUACCCCGACGUCUUUGCCCGCGAGCGCCUGGCUGCCAAGAUCGACCUGCCCGAGGCCCGGAUCCAGGUCUGGUUCUCCAACCGACGGGCCAAGUGGCGGCGUGAGGAGAAGCUACGGAACCAGCGGCGCCAGACGGGUGGAUCCGGGCACCUGGCCAUGGGCAGCGGGGCCUUCCCUGGCUGCGGGGCCUUCCCGGCCAUGCCCCCCGCCGGGUCAGGUGCCAUGCUGGGGCGCAGCGACGGCCCCCUCCCCAACAGCUAUGGAGCCCUCCCACCCGUGCCCAGCUUCUCCAUGGCCAACAGCCUUCCCAUGCAGGCUGUCCAGCCAGUCGCCAGCCAGGGCACCUCGUCCUUCUCCUGCAUGAUCCCGGGCAGCUCCUCGGGGCGCGGCUACGACCCCUACGGCCCGGCCCAGCUCCCGGCCCACAUGGGCAGCCCCAGUCUGGGCGCCGGCACCAGCACCUCCACCGGUCUCAUCUCCCCCGGCGUGUCGGUCCCUGUGCAGGUCCCUGGCGGGGACCCGGAGCUCCCUCAAUAUUGGCCCCGUCUGUAAUGACGGGAGAAAACGGAUCCUUCUCGGGGGGGCAGGGUGGGGGCUGUGCCCGCCCCCCUAGGGGGGCAGACCCCAUGGCUGUGGGUGGGGGUGGUGCAGGGAUUCCCCCAGCUGCCCAGGGUAAGUCCUAGCCAGGAAGGGGGAACCCUCUGCCCCCCCCAAUCUGAGGGAGCCCCCUGCCCCCCCAAUCCCCAGUCACCCCCUCCCAUUCCCGCAUGUCGGAGUUUGUCUAUUAGAGAUGCUGUGACCCACUGUGGUGUGCGUUGGGGGGGGACAAACCUCCCCAUUACCGAGCCCUUCCCCACGUCCGCCUUCCCUCUCCCUGGGGGGGUGUGGGGCACCCCCCUCUCUUGUGUUCCCCUCCCCUCACCCCCAGAGAGGGGGGCAGUAAAGAACCAGGGGGAGCUGGCAAAGGAUGCUAGGAGAAGCGCUCAGGCCUCACAAAGGAUGCUGGGAGACACGUCAACUCGGCCAGGCUGGCAAAGGAUUCUGGGAAAGGUGUCAGCUCCUCGUCCUCCCAGGGCAUGAUGAGAUAGUGGGUGACCCCCACACACCCAUCACGGGUGAGGGGGGCUGUCUGCCCCCCCAGCUCCCGCUCACCCCCAGAUCUUUCCCUGCAGGGAUGGACCCAUCUGGGGCUGAUAGAUCCUGGGGGGUGGGGGAGAAAGGCCAAAUUCUCCCCCCGCCCCAACC